Molecule: messenger RNA, 1653 nt
Organism: Diaporthe citri
Lineage: Eukaryota; Fungi; Ascomycota; Sordariomycetes; Diaporthales; Diaporthaceae
Exons: 2
Coding region: 1-1653 (550 amino acids)
Biological process (GO): establishment of mitochondrion localization; mitochondrial outer membrane translocase complex assembly; protein insertion into mitochondrial outer membrane
Cellular component (GO): ERMES complex; SAM complex
Source: RefSeq, a predicted model, not a curated record
AUGCGCGACUUUAUAGACUAUCUCCAAGAGGCCUUUAUAACAGCCAGCGGGGGGAACACAUAUGACAACAGCUACUCCAACCUCGACCUCACAUCCCGCUCCCUGCUGCACUUUCCCACGCCAACAGGCAGCAGGAUAACCCUCUCCUCUUUCGUACGGCCCAAGUUCGGAACCUCGUACAGCAUCGGCAUAAAGGACGGCUGGGUCUCGUACCUCUACUCGACCCUGCCCACCGACGCCACCACCAGCUCGGACCGCAUCCCCCUGCCCGACCUCCUGCGCAGCUACCGCUCGCUGUCCACCAACGCCGCCCGCCACGCCGUCGGCCAUGGCCUCGUCUACGGCCGCCUGUACCUGCCCCAGAGCAGGCUCGAGGCCCUUCUCGCCACCCGCGUCACCCGCGAGGUCAACCUGACCAUCCGCGCCGUCAGCCAGGAGACCCUGCGCCACGGCGGCACCGCCCUGGCUCUGGCGUCAUGGGAUGACCCCGCCGGCCGCUUCGGAAUCGAGACGCUCGCCUCGUCGGACGGCGGCGUGCUCGGGCUGCGGGGGCUGUGGAACGCGACCAACCCGCCGGCGCACUCCAGCGGCACGGACAUGUUUACAGGGACAGCAGCAUCACAGCCGAGCACAGCCAUACCCAUCACGGCAGGGCCUUCCCCUUUUUCUGACCCAACGGCCGCUGCCACCACCACUAACACAGCCGGCAACAACCACAAUGCCGACAAGGAGCGCAUCAACGGGCGAUUCAGCGUCGGCGGCGAGAUCUACUACGGGCUGCUCAACAAGUCGGGCGGGCUCAGCCUGGGUGGGCGGUUCCAGACGCUGCCGACGCACGCGGGAACCCCGCUGACGGCGGCGCUGACGUUCAACCUGCUGGGCCACUUCAGCGCCACCUACGCCGUCAUGGCCGGCCGCGGGUGCACGCUGGCCAGCCAGUUCGGCUUCAACGUCUACAGCUACGAGAGCGAGUGGGCGGUCGGCGUGGAGCUGUGGCGGGGCGGCAGGGCGGGCAAGGGGAGGGACGCGCCGCCGGGGCUGGCUGAUGCUGCCGCUGCUUCCGGGCGCAGGAGUGGCGAUGACACAGGCGCCAAGGACGAUGAGCGGGCCGUGGAUCCAGCUGAUAUCCCGCCGCAAGAGGCCGAGGCGGUCCUCGCUGCCAGGGCGGGGCUGGACCACGAGAUCGACCCGAGCCUCGCGGAGGCGAUGCACACGAGGGAAGCAAGUAACAACUCCGUAAAGAUCGCGGCCGCGGCCGCGGAGGCGGCGCCGACGACAACCACGAUACCAGCAGCAGAAAAAAUCGCAAGACACCGAAGCUUCCAGGCGAAACUGGAAUGGCGGCUCGACGACUAUGAUUUCAAGCACACGCAGCCAGAGGCCUAUGAUCCCUCCACGGGAGCCAAGCUCACCACCACGACGGGGGUUGGAGGGUCGUCGUCGUCAUAUGGGGAGGGCGAGUGGCGCAGCGACGGCGACGAAGACUCGCCUGCCGGCGUGGUCAAGUGCCGCUGCGACCAGCACAUGCGGGUCGGGCUCAUGUACGAGGGCCGCUACAAGUCCCUGCUGUUCAGCCUGGGCACGGACGUCGACUUCCGGAGGCUGGACGCGCCGUUCCAGGGGGUCGGGCUGGCGGUGCAGUUCUCUUCAUGA